Trametes versicolor FP-101664 SS1 is the source of this 933-nucleotide messenger RNA. RefSeq lists its product as uncharacterized. Bases 1 to 933 code for a protein of 310 amino acids. NCBI's taxonomy places the organism in Eukaryota, Fungi, Basidiomycota, Agaricomycetes, Polyporales, Polyporaceae. The transcript is spliced from 3 exons. The record is from RefSeq and is a predicted model, not a curated record.
AUGAUGACCCUCCGCAACUUCGUCCUCCUCGCCGUCGCCGCGACUGGCGCUCUCGCUGCCCCGAUCGACACCUCGACCAGCUUCGAGAUCAUCACCGCCUCCGGGCCCAUCACCAGGACCGUCGCUGUCUCUAGCUCCGUCCCGACGCCCGUCGUCGCGUCCGGCCCCGUCGUCGCGUCCACGCUCGGCCGCGUCGCCAACACGGAGACUCGCCCCCCAGGCCACGUCACUCCCAUCCCGGGCUCCCCCACCACGGUGGUCUCGCGCCCUCCUGGUCACGUUACACCCAUCCCGGGUAACCCGGUCACGUCGACCGCGGCGUUCGCGUCGGGCCCUAUCACCACGAGCGUGGUCUUCGAGUCCGGCCCUAUCAGCAACCCGCCGGCGGCGACGGGUUCCAUCUUGGGGCGUGACGCGGUCGCGCAGCCUGCGAAGGUUGGACCUACUCCCGAUAUCGCGGGCGGCGCGCUCAGCGGUGUCCUCGGCGGCCUGCCUGCCCUGCCUGCCCUCAGCGCUCGUCAGCUGCAGCUUCCGUCUGGGGCGUCUUCUAUCCCGCCCACGACCGCUGUUCCUAGCGUGACUCUCCCGUGCUCGUCUCACCUGGAGAGCGCGACUGCGCUCGCCGCGCGCCACAUCAUGACCGACUGGCCUCCCCGCGCGUCGGCCGCUGCGGUCCACGCCGUCUCGUCGCUCCCCUCGUCGGUGUCCCCUCUCCCCUCGGUGUCGUCCGUGCCCACUCCAGUGGUCCCUCGCGAUGUGACGGGCGUCCCCAGCGGCCUCCCGAAGGUGCCCGCUGCUGUUCCGUUGCCACCGCUGAACAGGGCUGUGGUGUCUGGCGUCCCGACGAAGCUCGAGUUCAACCAGGUUGGCCCCGUCGCGCCCUCGGCCCCCGUGUCGGAGCCGCCGAGCAUGACUACCCAGAUUCGCAUCUAA